CAGUAAUACUAUAUUGUUACGUGAUAAUUGUUUAUUUAUUACUAGACCUUACACACUCUGGUGCUUGCGACGGUCGAGAUGUCUAUGGAGGUCGCCACGGAGAUCUCGGAGCCGUCAAGCAGGGCAAGCAACGAGGAUUGGAGAAAGGCCCUUGAUCGUGUAGUUCCCUGCUGUGUCGUCCUGAAGGUAACCCAAACCCGAGCGGUUGAUACUGAGGCUGCCGGCUCGGCUUACGCAACGGGCUUCAUAGUCGACAAGCAGCGUGGCCUCAUCCUGACCAAUCGGCAUGUGGCCACCCCAGGGCCUAUCGUGGCGGAGGCCAUCUUCCUCAACCGCGAGGAGCUGCCCGUGUACCCCCUCUACUAUGACCCCGUCCACGAUUUCGCGUUCCUGCGUUUCGACCCCAGCCGGCUGAAGUUCAUGGAGGUGGGCGAGGUGCCGCUGGCGCCGGAGGCUGCCACCGUGGGUCUGGACAUCCGCGUGGUGGGCAACGACUCGGGAGAGAAGGUGUCUAUCCUGGCCGGCACGCUAGCACGCCUCGACCGCGACGCGCCCAACUACGGCCGCAAAAGCUACAACGACUUCAACACUUUCUACUUGCAGGCUGCCUCGGGCACCAAGGGUGGCUCCAGCGGCUCGCCCGUGAUCGACUGCCAGGGCCGCGCGGUGGGGCUGAACGCGGGCGGCAAGAACAAGGCCGCCUCCGCCUACUACCUGCCCCUGGAGCGGGUGGUGCGCGCGCUCAAGCUCAUUCAGGCUGGCAAGGACGCCUGCGGCGAGGGGCCGGGCUGGCCGGCGCCCGUCAUCCCCCGAGGCGACCUGCAGACCACCUUUGUGUUCAAGGGCUUUGACGAGGUGCGGCGGCUGGGGCUGCAGGAGGAGACGGAGCGGCGCGUGAGGAACUCCAAGACCUCGCCCACGCCGGAAGGCCUGCAGCACUCUACGGGCAUGCUGGUGGUGGAUAGCGUGGUGCCCGGCAGCCCCUGCGACGGCGUGAUUGAGGCGGGCGACGUGCUGGUGGAGGUGGGCGGUG
This is a messenger RNA of Astrephomene gubernaculifera, 1033 nucleotides long. The record is from the annotation of a GenBank genome assembly. NCBI's taxonomy places the organism in Eukaryota, Viridiplantae, Chlorophyta, Chlorophyceae, Chlamydomonadales, Astrephomenaceae.